AUGGCGUUUUGGGUGGACUGGGAGCUAUGGGAGAAGCUGAGCGUGGCACUGGCCAUGCUGAUUGCUCUGACUCUCUUCUGCGCCUUUUGUGUCCUCGGGUGGAAUCGCUGGAUGAUGAACAAACACAAUGCGACAGAGGCAAAAGAGCGAGAGGAGCAAGCCGAGGUGCACCCAAUGCUACAAAAGGAUGACAUACCUUUCGGCGCCAGAGCUUUGGAAAGAGGAAUAGAAGUUGAAGGAAUCUGGAUUUCAGAACCAAACACACCAACGCAGAGUCCCCAGCCCGCAACUCCAGUUCCAAGUCGGCCGCCUAUGCCACCGGCUGCCCGACGUGAAGUUGUCUCCGAGCUCGACCUGGCCUCCGCAGGCUUCACCUACGAGAACCACAGACCCGGCGGAAUAUAUAGCGGAGCCAGUCUGCCCAUCAACCCAAAUGCAAUGCGCAUGUCGCCUGCACGGGAGGAGUCACUGAUCGGCAUGAAGGAUACAGCAGGUAACGAAAAGCGGGCUAGCUUCCACAAGCGACUGUUCGGUAAAACCUCUGAUCCCGACAUGAAAGACACGAAGGACUACCGAGUAGGAUUGGAUGGCACUGAUGACGACGAGAACUAUGUCCCGGCCCUCAGUGACGCUGCUUCUAUUCUUUCAUCGGAGAGCAAACGGAGCUCAGGACCCUUGAGACGUCUUCGCCGGCGAUCAUCAGAAGAGUUCCGUCGCAGAAUGAACCAGAUCUUCAACGAUAAUAUCCAAAUUGGCCUGCCAGACGAGCAGCUGGAGUUCAACCCGGCUCUGCGUCAGUACCAGAAGCGGGUCCGGAGAUCACUUCUUCGUCCUUUUCGUCCGUGGGUCAAUGCUCCUGAAAAUCAAUAG
Molecule: messenger RNA, 870 nt
Organism: Penicillium mononematosum
Lineage: Eukaryota; Fungi; Ascomycota; Eurotiomycetes; Eurotiales; Aspergillaceae
Exons: 5
Coding region: 1-870 (289 amino acids)
Source: RefSeq, a predicted model, not a curated record